UGGGGGGAAGAGGGGUUGUCUGCCAUGAGUCACAUUUUGGGAUGUGUCCCUUGGUGAGCCUGCUGCAGUCUCACUUAUGUCAGGAGAGGGGUUUUGCCUUACAGCUCCCGGCCUUGUGCAGGGUGUGCCGUGUGCUCCUCUGUGCCGGUGUGCGGGUGCCCAGCAUGCGGGCAGGCAGCCCUGCCCAAUCCCAGAGCCAUCUGCCUGUCUUCCUGGCACCGAGACCCCGGCACUUCUCAGGCGAUCACUGCUCACAGUUGUGUUUUCCAGCUGGUCCCAAAGUCCUGAGUCACUCUGCCGUUUCCAUGGAAACAGCUUUGCUGGCGGGAAUCAGUUUUGGGGGUAGAGGGUGCCGGUAGCUGGACUGGCACCAGGCAGGUCUGCGGGAAAGACUGGCGGGGCACAGACACUCCUCCAGUGCAUCAUCCUUAUGCCAGGGUUUCUACCAAGGCUGGAGCAGGCACCUAUGUUACACAGACCCUCACACCUUCUUCCACUCCCUUUUCCCUUCCUCCCUGCCAUGGGGAAGCAGAGGUUUCCCUGGCAGUGGCAAGGGAGCUCAGGAUGAGCCCAGCCAGGCUGAGGGUACAACUUCUGGGGAGCUGUUGAGAGAGGGGGACAGCCUGGAAGGCAUCAAAAAGAGCAGGUUUUUUUGACUGCCCUGUGAGAGAGCCUUGGGGACAGUAAUGACAGUAUCAGUAACUGCAAGGGCUCCUGCCUAAAGCUGCCUGAGUUGCCUGAACACGGCCACGUCCAGGGAGCAAGGGAACCUGCAAGGAAGGCUUGGGGCAGGCGUCAGGGCAGCUGUCCUUGUGGAGAUGCUGUGAGAGCCCCCCACGAGGAUGAGAGUGCCACACUGCCGUGAGGCUCUGCCCUGCAUAACACCUGGCUGCUUUUGGAGGGGAGAAGACCUUUGAGUUGUACUGACCCCUGCAACUUCCCUGCAGACUUCCAGCCUGCCUGGCAGCACCUGAACUCAGCUGCCAGUGCAGCCUUCAGUGCCACGGCCUGGCUGCACGGCUCCAAAAGCAGGUCAUUCCCAUCAAACCUAGGAAGACCAUCCCCAAAACAGGAGCCCCCUGUCUGCUGCACAAUGGCUGGCCGGCCGCAUUCGCUGCUGCCCGCACCGGUGACUCACAGAUGCCAUUCAGCUUAAUUCAUCACCUCGAUCUCCCCAGCGCUCCUGGGCUGUCUUGCUGGCUUCUCGCCUGCCCAUCUCCCUCGGAGCAGUGCUGGGAGUCAGUGGAGGAGGAGGAGGAAGAGGAAGGCAGGUGAUUACGCGUCCGCUGCUGUUGGCAGGUGCACAGGGUGGGGGAGGUUGCACUGCCUGCGUCCAUCCUCUCCCUUCCUCCAGGCUCAAGGCUGCGGGAAGUGGAGCAGGGGAGAGGAAAGGCUCAGCACCUUCCUCUUCCCACAGACAAUGCUCCUGUCCCUGUGCCAGGCACUGGCUGGCCUCCUGCUGCACUUAGAGCUGGUUGCCGGAUGCUGUGUAUCCCUUGUGGACAGCCUGGUCCCAAUGCAACUGCAGGCAGCUGGACAGAAAUGCAGGCAAGGCAGCAGAGUGCAGUCUGGCAUGCUGUGACCACAAGGGGGUUUGGGUUGGGAAAGGGGCAGUGGUGGCCCCAGCACAGUGCUAAAAGAGCCCAAAAGGGGCCUUCUGGCAGGCCCCUUGCAGCACCAGCAGUGCCAGGGACUGGAAGGUGUGAGCGAGGUACCCCCACCCCGUGCUCCAUCUCAUAGUCCCAGCUGCUUGGAGGGACACCCUGAUCUCAGCUCCCACCCUUGGGCUCCAUUUGCUCAUCCUCUUUGGUGGAGCUGAGCUGGAGACAGAGCAGAGGGUGAUUUCGACUGAGAACACUUCUAGCACAGAAACAUCUACGAGGCCAGCGUUUCGGAUGACUCCCAUGGUCUGGGGCUGAGGAGCCAAAACCAUCCAUGCCUCACACGGGACUCUCAGAUGCAGCCCCACGUGGGCACGGCCCUCUCUCAGGCUGCUGUCCGUACUGAAGGCCCUGGGUAUCAGAGCCUGAAGAGGAACAGGCUGAUUUCAGAACAAGGUUCCUCGGGGCAGGAAUGGGAGUGCGAGCGGCUGUCCUGCUGUGCCUGUGUGCAUCCUGCAACAUCCUCCUGGGGCAUGUUGUCUGCAGCCACUGCUCAGCCUGCCCGCCCCGAGCCGUGUGGAGCCAGGACAGCUCCUCCUUGGCAGGUGUUUGCACCAGCCUGGCUCUGUCUGACAGAUGAACAAGAGGCAGUGGGAGUAAAAGUGAUCCUCAGUUGUUCUGGCAGCUCCCAGGUGUCAUGUGCUUCUGCUGCCCCGGGAGCUCCUCCAGAGCACCCAGCUGCCAGUUGCCACUGUUCCUGGAGCCCAGGGCCGGAUUGAGCAGGAGCUGCAGCCCCUCAGGGACAAGCAGUGAUGGGAGGAGGCAGGAGAGCCAGCCGGGAGGUGAGAGUAGGCUCUGGCUGGCUUUAAAGGCCACAGAUGAGACAUCAGGGAGGGAGGCCUUCUCCCAAAACCUUCCCCUCCCUGGCUGCAGCUCAGCAGAUGGGCAGGGCACACACCAAGGGUGUCAAGGCGCAGCCAAGGCUGUGGUUUAGCACUUGCUCAGUCAAGGAGGUGAAUCAACACCCCGUUUUUCCCCUCCGCCACUUGGGACAUUGCAAAGGGGAAUGGGUUAGUGUGGGUGGAGAACCUGAAAUGCUCACAGCCAGUGAGUGAUCUGGUGGGAAUUGGGACCAAGAAGGCAUCUGGUCUCUGGUUUGCCUUUUUUGGGGAGCCGGCCGCAGGUUUCUGCUACAACCAGGACAAUCUGAGUCACAUCUGCUCCAGCAUCCAUCAGCAAUGAAGCAAAGAGUAGGAGUUGAGGUUGUGUGAGGGAUGCAGUGUGGUUGGCCAUCACUAGAGAGCAGGAAAGCAUUCCCACUGCAGCAUGCAGUAGACACCUGGGCCAGGGGAUGCCAGCAGGAACUCUCCUGCCCUGUUCUGCCUUAGCAGACCAGGAAAAACACUUUAUCCAAGGGAUGGAAUAUCCAAUGUGGACACUGAGUCUGGGUUUCCCCUUUGCAGGGUGGGUAACCCCAAUCCAGCAGCAGCAAUAACCAAGCAUCUGCGACUUCGGUCCUCCAGCCAUGUGCCACAGUCCUGGGCAGGCAGCAGUCCAGGUGAAAGCAACCUGUAUUCAAAGCAUCAUUUUGGGUCUAAAGCACAGCUCUUAGUGCACAGAUACAGGAAGCGCUGGCAGGGGGUUGCCUGCAGCAGCUGUGCCAGACCCCCUGUCCUGGGAUCCUGCUCUAAACCCCUGCUCCCAGUGAGAGGUCUCUGCAGUUGAUAGUUCCUGAAGCUUCCUGCCUUCACAAAUCAGCUGGAGCAGUUAGUAAAUAAUAAAGAUAUUAAUUAAAAACAAGCUGGUUUUUACUCACCUGCAGGUCUGAGCUGCCCUCCUGGUGUCACUUGCUGGGUGACAGGGUCUCCCUGGGGAGUGGAACACAUUGAGGAUAUGGGAACAACACACCAUGCCAGCUGCUAUGGGCUCUGCCGGGACCACACACCAGGAGCAUUGCACUGUCCCAAGCCCAUCAGGGAUUUCAGUGUGCUCUGGGUUACAGCGGCUCUCACAUGCUGAAAUCCAUUGCUGGCCCACUGGUCUUCCUUGGAGACCUCGUCCAAGCAACAACAGCAGUGGCUCUGACAGUCCCACCCACAGUGACCAUGUGCUGGGGCUGAGCAGGGGACCAGGCACUCACCAUGAGCUUGGGGCCAGCACGUUGUUCUCCCUGGGGACCCACAGAGAGCAGGGAAGAGGAAGCAAUGGCAGUGAUGAUACAUUGGGCUCUGCGGGAUGAGGAGCAGAGGUACUUGGGUCUGUCCCCUUGGUUUGCCUGAGGUGGAUGGGCAGGUGAAUGUACCACACUACGGGAGGGGAGACAUGGAAGGAAGAUGGGCAAGGGAAAGUGGGUGCAGGGGAGCUUCAAAACCAUUGCUAAUACUGGUGUGUCUCCCACACACAGGUGGUUUAGCUUGUUUGGAGUUUCUGGAAUGCAUCUUCUUUGUGCUGCCUCCCAGCCCCACCAACCCCCUGGGAGCAGUAGUAUGUGGAUGUGAAAUACCUGUGCUUUGGAGAGCAGCUGGCAGUUGUUGCAGACACCAAGACGACCUGCGAAGAAGCUCCAUGAAGGUGACCAGCCAUGCAAUGUUCCUGGAAGGCUGUACUCCUCCUAGCCUUGGCAUCCAUCGCAAUCCAGUACACAGCAAUCCGGACCUUCACUGCCAAGUCCUUCCACAGCUGCCCCAUCCCUAAUCCUGUGAACUGCAGCCUGAGCCAGGACACUGAUGUGGUCGACAGGCUGUGCGAUGAGAAUCCCACUUUCCCGUACAACCUCUCCAGGAAGACGCACGUUCUCAUCCUCGCCACCACCCGCAGCGGCUCCUCAUUUGUUGGGCAGCUGUUCAACCAGCACUUCGAUGUCUUCUAUUUAUUUGAGCCCCUCUACCAUGUCCAGUACACCCUGAUCCCAAAGCUGACCCAGAGCAAGACUACGACAGACAGGCGGGUCAUGCUGGGGGCCAGCCGAGACCUGCUGAGGAGCCUGUAUGACUGCGACCUCUACUUCCUGGAGAACUACAUCAAGCCCCAGCCUGUCAACCACACCACUGACCGCCUCUUCCGCAGGGGAGCCAGCAAGGCCCUGUGCUCGCCACCUGUAUGUGAGUCCCUGGGAGCUGUGGAUCUCCACUUGGAGGAAGGAGACUGCGUGAAGAAAUGUGGGAGCUUGAACCUGACGCUGGCCACUGAGUCCUGCAGAGAGCACGGCCAUGUGGCCAUCAAAACCGUACGGGUGCCCGAGGUCAGUGACCUCCGGGCCCUGGUGGAGGACCCGCGGCUAAACUUGAAGGUCAUCCAGCUGGUGAGGGACCCCCGGGGGAUCCUGGCAUCCCGGAGUGAGACCUUCCGAGAUACCUACAGGCUGUGGAGGAUCUGGGAUGGCACUGGCAGGAAGCCGUACAACCUGGAUGUGACCCAGCUCACCACAGUGUGCGAGGACUUCUGGAACUCUGUGUCCACCGGCCUCAACCGGCCGCCGUGGCUCAAGGGCAAGUACAUGCUGGUGCGGUACGAAGACCUGGCCAGGAACCCCAUGAAAAAGACUGAGGAGAUCUACGAUUUCCUGGGCAUCCCCAUGGACAGCAACGUCGAACGCUGGAUACAGAACAACACCCGAGGAGACAGGUCCUCCUCCAAACACAAGUAUGGGACGGUGCGCAACUCUGCAGCGACGGCGGAGAAGUGGCGCUUCCGUCUGUCCUACGAGAUUGUGGCGUUCACCCAGCACGCCUGCCAGCAGGUGCUGGCGCAGCUCGGCUACAAAACUGCUGGCUCCGAGGAGGAGCUGAAGAACCUCUCCAUCAGCCUGGUGGAGGACAGAGACUUCCUGCCCUUCUCCUAAAGCAACCCCAACGAGCCUGGUUUUGAUGCGGACUGUUUCUAACUGAUGCCUUAUUUUAUUUUCUUUCAUUUUGUUUCCCCCCUCUCUCUCUCUCGUCUUUUUCUCUCCAAAAUUUGCACUAAACCUUGAGCAGGAAUCUCAAUGGCCGAGUCCAGGGGAAGUGACUGCUGCCCCUCAAUACAUUUUGGAUGCCAGGAGGAGUUGGGCCUCCCAAGCAAGAGCUAGAACUCUGGAUGGGUAACAAUGUUUACAAACCACACAAAAUGUAUAAAGCAACCUUCAAGCUUUCCAAACCGAAGGGUAUCUGGGGUACUGUACUUUUGCACUGUUUACUUUUACAAUGUAAGAGGUAAAUAUAAAUAUAAUUUAUGAAUGGUGUCAUCCCUUCCAGAAUAACUCCCUCUGCCCCCAAUGAGCAGGUUAGACUGGAAGCUGAAAGUGGAACAACCUCUUCGUUUUUGAUCUCAGUGUGACAUGUCUGUCUGUUUAAGUCCUGUUAUUGGGCUGGGCAGUUGGUCAGCUGCUCCUACAUGGUUGUUUGGUAACACCUGUGAUAGUUCUUUGUGCCAAAAACCCACAAAAGAAAAAAAAAAAGGGAAAAAAGUGAUUGGGUGGUUUGGUAAAAGCCCAACACAUUUAAUGCUUUAUUUCUGUGUUUUCUGUAAAUAAAAGUGCAAUAAAACUGACCUGGGGGUGAACUUCA
Molecule: messenger RNA, 6145 nt
Organism: Corvus hawaiiensis (hawaiian crow)
Lineage: Eukaryota; Metazoa; Chordata; Aves; Passeriformes; Corvidae
Gene: CHST1
Product: carbohydrate sulfotransferase 1
Exons: 2
Coding region: 4183-5442 (419 amino acids)
Biological process (GO): keratan sulfate proteoglycan metabolic process; N-acetylglucosamine metabolic process; carbohydrate metabolic process
Cellular component (GO): Golgi membrane
Molecular function (GO): keratan sulfotransferase activity; N-acetylglucosamine 6-O-sulfotransferase activity
Source: RefSeq, a predicted model, not a curated record